Messenger RNA from Daucus carota subsp. sativus, 1755 nucleotides. Its product is annotated as E3 ubiquitin-protein ligase RGLG4. The record is from RefSeq and is a predicted model, not a curated record. Gene Ontology annotation, biological process: protein ubiquitination. Gene Ontology annotation, cellular component: nucleus. The transcript has 11 exons. Gene Ontology annotation, molecular function: ubiquitin-protein transferase activity. NCBI's taxonomy places the organism in Eukaryota, Viridiplantae, Streptophyta, Magnoliopsida, Apiales, Apiaceae. The coding region runs from base 139 to 1404 and encodes 421 amino acids.
AUUCUAUGCCCAUUCAUCACGUUAUGCUUUCACAUCCUAUCUUCAAAUCUUCCAUGUAUAUAAAACACAAAAUAAAAAGUAGCAAGAGCACUCAAAAGAACAAAAAAGUUAAGUUGCAGAAGCAGCGUGACAUGAAAAAUGGGGAAUGCAUUUUCUUUAACUGCUAAAAAAAGACGUUCGCUAUCGUCUGAUCGCACUAGAGAUGCUGGCGGGAGCAGUAGUUUGAGAUCAGUGUCGAGCCGAAACAUAGUUAGUAAUGAAGCUCCUUCUGUGCAGAAGAAAUCAUCGUUUUCAAGUCGUAAAGCGAGUAGUAAGAGCUUCUCGUACAAGAAGACCAAGAAGUAUGCUUUCAUCCCGGAUUAUUUCUCCACGCUUGAAGAGGUUACAGAGGCUUUGAGAGAAUCAGGCCUGGAGUCAUCAAAUCUUAUUCUUGGAAUAGACUUCACGAAAAGCAAUGAAUGGACAGGGCAAGUCUCAUUCAACAAUCGCAGCCUGCAUGCCAUUGGUGAUACUCGUAAUCCUUAUGAGAAAGCCAUAUCCAUUGUUGGAAAGACUUUGGCUCCUUUUGAUGAAGACAACUUAAUACCUUGUUUUGGGUUUGGUGAUGCCACCACUCACGAUCAAGAAGUGUUCAGCUUCCACAGUGAUCACUCUCCUUGCCAUGGAUUUGAAGAAGUUUUAGAUUGCUACAGGAGGGUGGCCCCAAAAAUAAUAUUGUCAGGUCCAACAUCUUAUGGACCUGUAGUUGAUGCUGCAAUUAAUAUAGUGGAAAAAAGUGGCGGACAAUACCACAUUCUGGUCAUUAUAGCAGAUGGACAGGUCACACGUAGUGCUGAUAUACGUGAAAAGGAACUCAGUCCGCAAGAAGAAAAAACAAUACAAUCAAUCGUCAAUGCAAGUGUGUAUCCUCUCUCAAUAGUACUUGUUGGCGUUGGAGAUGGACCUUGGGAAGAUAUGAGAAAAUUUGACGACAAAAUACCUGCACGUAAAUUUGAUAACUUUCAGUUUGUUAAUUUUACAGCUAUUAUGUCCAAAAAUGUGACUCCGUCGGAGAAGGAAACUGCAUUUGCUAUUGCUGCUCUCAUGGAGAUACCCAUUCAGUAUAAAGCUGCCAUUGAGUUUGGUCUAGUUGGGAAUGUCACAGGCAAAGCAAAGAAAAUUGCUCCACGUCCUCCUCCAGUUCCCUACACGCCUAGUGCAGUGUCUUCAUCCAGAGAACCAAACAAUCUUUCAUCAUCCGAAGAAGAUGAAAGAAACCAGGCCUGUGCUAUUUGCCUGACCAACAGGAAGGACAUGGCUUUCAAUUGCGGACACAUGACUUGUAGAGAAUGUGGGUUGAGAUUGUCAAACUGUCCUAUUUGCCGCCAGCAGAUUAGCAGCCGUAUUAGGCUGUAUACUGGGUGAUUUAUGAUCUGUGGCUGAAGAAAAACACGACCAACUUGUACAUAUACUGCUUGCAUUCCUUCUGAGGAAGACAGUAGAUUUCAGUUGACAAGCAAAUUUGAGUAUCGUUUUACGUGUAUAAUGUAUAUAUCUUUGAGCAUCGUUCAUGUUUCAAGAACGACCAGCGGGGUGCAUAUAUGUCACUGACAAUUUGAACUGACAUGUUUCAAAUUAUAGUAUACAAACAAAUGACGUCUUCAACAGGGGUUAAGGAGUGAUAUUUUGGUUUGAACUUAACCAAAUUUAUUUUAAAAUAAAUAAUACAUAGCAAAUCAGUUUCAAGAUGCCAAAAGUAUGGAAAAAACCUAAUAA